AUGUCCUCCUCGAAGUCUUCAAAGAUCAAUAUCGUCCUAGGAGUCGCAAAUGUUGGCGACGGUAACGCUGACCCCGUGGUCCGCUUCCACGAGCCAAGCGACGUCAUCGCUUUUCUCGAUGCCUUCACCAAACGAGGGUAUAACCAGCUUGACACAGCACGCAUCUAUUCACCUCAUGCGCCAGGAACAAGCGAGCCAAAGAUUGGAGACGUCCCUGAGAAGAAAUUCAUCAUUGACACAAAGGUCAACUCUUUCCACGACGGGGCUCACUCCAAGGAGAACAUUCUCAAAGACAUUAACGAUUCCUUGAGUGCCCUUAGAAUCCCGCAGGUCAAUAUCGAGUAUUUGCAUCAGCCUGACCGGGCGACUGAUCUCAAGGAAGCUUGCGAAGCCAUGGACCAGGCUCACAAAGAAGGAAAGAUCAAGUACUGGGGUAUCAGCAAACAUACCGCUCAAGAGGUCGAGACUAUCGUCAAGAUUUGUGACGAAAAUGACUUCAUCAAGCCCAGCGUAUAUCAAGGAGAGUAUAAUCCGAUUGUUAGAUCUGCCGAAAAGGAACUCUUUCCAAUUUUGCGACAACAUGGUAUCGCGUUCUAUGCCUAUAGUCCAGCUGGAGCUGGAUUCUUUGCUGGCAACCAUAAGAACGUCAGACCUGGCGGCCGCUUUGAUCAAUCUAUUUUUCUUGGAAGCCUGUACGCUGAACGCUAUCUCAAGCCCUCCAUCUCGGAAGCCACGGAGAAGGCGUUGGCUGCAGCUUCUAGCCACGGAAUUAGCGGCCACGCUGCGGCUCUUAGAUGGACAGCGCAUCAUGGAGCUCUGAGGAAAGAAUAUGGCGAUUCUAUCAUCCUUGGUGCAUCGAGCGUGCAACAGCUGAACUCUAAUAUUGAUGCGAUUGAGGCUGGGCCGUUGCCUGAUGAUGUAGCAGACGCUCUUGGAGCAGUCUAUGCCGAGAUUGGGGAUGUUCUACCGUAUCAUGUGUAA
Molecule: messenger RNA, 981 nt
Organism: Fusarium fujikuroi IMI 58289
Lineage: Eukaryota; Fungi; Ascomycota; Sordariomycetes; Hypocreales; Nectriaceae
Product: related to potassium channel beta subunit protein
Exons: 3
Coding region: 1-981 (326 amino acids)
Source: RefSeq, a predicted model, not a curated record